Molecule: messenger RNA, 1930 nt
Organism: Phyllopteryx taeniolatus (common seadragon)
Lineage: Eukaryota; Metazoa; Chordata; Actinopteri; Syngnathiformes; Syngnathidae
Product: sterol 26-hydroxylase, mitochondrial-like
Exons: 9
Coding region: 122-1642 (506 amino acids)
Biological process (GO): C21-steroid hormone biosynthetic process; cortisol metabolic process; cholesterol metabolic process
Cellular component (GO): mitochondrial inner membrane
Molecular function (GO): monooxygenase activity; heme binding; oxidoreductase activity, acting on paired donors, with incorporation or reduction of molecular oxygen
Source: RefSeq, a predicted model, not a curated record
AGACCACGUAGAUCAAUUACAUCUGGACGACAAGGGUUAAAGUUUGUGUGGAGUGGCCCCUCCCUUCGGAAGUCUUGAGUGUAAUAGAAACUCUCAAGCAUAAAGCUAUUUUCUACCCAUCAUGGCUGCACGGCUGCUGCAGAGGAGUCCCGUUGCCGUGGCUCAGCUCUUCUCCAGAGGGUUGACGAGUACAUCAACAAACUCGGGCUCUCUGGAGAAGCCUCGGACAGUGAAGGAUCUGCCGCACGUCAGCGUCUUGGAGUUGCUCUACCGGAUGGUGGUUCAGGGUUUCUACAGCCGGGCGCAUGAACUACAGCUCUAUGAAAAGCAGCUCUAUGGGCCCAUAUACAGAGACGGAUUAAAGACCGUAUCCCUGAACACCCCGAAGCUGCUAGAGGAACUCUUGAGAAACGACGAAAGGUUCCCUUGCAGAGGAGACAUGUCUUUUUGGAAGGAUUAUCGUGACAUAAAAGGAUUCGGCUAUGGACCUUUCACAGUGGAGGGGGAGAGCUGGUACAAGCUGAGGGUGGCGUUGAACAAGCGCAUGAUGUAUCCCAAAGAUUCUGCCCUCUAUGGCAGAAUUCUCAACGUGGUGGUCGCCGACUUCAUCGCCAGGCUCCGCUAUGUGCGCCGGGGCAGCCCAACCGGAGAUUUGGUGAUGAAUUUGGCCAAUGAGUUUUAUCGUUUUUCACUCGAGGGUAUCGCCACGAUAUUGUUUGAGACUAGACUGGGCGCUCUGGAAAAGGACAUUCCGGCAGGUACGCAGCAGUUUAUCGACGCCAUAGCCAAGAUGUUUACCAACAGCCUGGCCGUGGUGGUGAUGCCCAAGUGGAGCCGGAAUCUGCUGCCCUACUGGGGACGCUACAUCGAUGGAUGGGAGGGCAUCUUCAGCUUUGCCAAGAUGUUGAUUGACAAGAAACUUUACGACAUUCAGCAGCGCAUUGACCGCAACCAGGAUGUGGAGGGAGAGUACCUGACGUACUUGCUGUCAAACACUGAGAUGGAAACGAAAGACAUAUAUGGUAGCAUCGCCGAGCUUCUCUUAGCUGGAGUGGACACGACCUCCAACACUCUGACGUGGACUUUGCACCUGCUGUCCCAGUACCCACAAGUACAGGAGAAGCUUCAUGAAGAAGUGUCUGAGUUGAAAACAGCAGAUGGGACCCCAUCUGCGGGGGAGGUUACCAGUAUGCCGUAUCUCAGAGCUGUCAUCAAGGAAGCGCUGAGGAUGUAUCCAGUAGUUCCUUUUAAUGCAAGGGUCAUGGCUGAAAAGAGUGUUGUUAUUGGUGGAUAUCAGUUUUCCAAAAAUACGGUUUUCACAUUUUGCCACUACGCCAUCAGUCACGACGAGGAAACCUUCCCAGAGUCGUUCUCCUUCAAGCCAGAGCGAUGGCUCCGGGACGGCCGAGAAAGGCCCAAUGCUUUCGGCUCCAUGCCAUUCGGCUUUGGCGUGAGAAGCUGCGUCGGGCGCAGAAUUGCUGAGCUGGAGAUGUAUCUAGUUGUAUUUCAAAUAAUGAGGAUGUUUGAGAUCAAACCAGACCCCAGCGUCGGCGAGGUGAAAUGUCUCAACCGCACCAUUCUCGUUCCAGACCGACCGAUCAGUCUACAUUUUGUAGACAGGGGAUACGAAAAGACGGCCUAGAAAUUGGCUUGUCUGACGGAAAUACAGUAAACGCCCACUAUUCCCAAGGGAGAGGGACUAAGCCCUGCCACGAAUGGUGGAAAACUUUGAAUUAUUGACAUCCCGCCCCCACCAAACGGCUGCCUAAACAUGCUCGAUGAUGGCGCCAAAGCACUACUUUUCUGUCAGACAGGGCUUUGGCACCAUCUUGUGGCAUUUUAGGGAGUUUUAGAAAGCUAAAAGGCAAGUUUUUCAGUGAAUAACAGAAGAUAGUUUCCCAAAAGAAAUCCGCCAGUGGUUGAAUUUGCA